AUGCACACUCGCAAAGACCGACAAUCGUCUCCUUAUCGAGGAGGCAACGACAGGGAUGUGGGCAGGGAUAAAGUGCAAAGGCACCAGGUCCUUGCCGGCCACGUAUUCUUCCUCCCGCGAAAAAGGCAGAUUGAGCGUGCGAGGUUGCGGAAUUCCUCCAUCGCGGACGGGUGCUUCUAUCACCCUGUCCUGAUAAUCCGUGUCGAUGACCACACCGAUGAGAUCAAAAUGCUGACGAUCACGUCGUUCGACGGCAAGGGACUUGAAUCCCGGCACUUCAAAGACGCCAGCCGGCGCCGAAGAUACCUUCCCAUCUACCCCAGCCCAGCCCAUCCGGAGAGUCAUAACAUCACCCUCUACCUGGCUGGGAACGCCGAGCUGCCCAAGUUGUCGUGGGUCAACACGCAUAACGAAAUUGUGGCCGACUGGCGGGUUCUCAAGCCCUUCAAGCCCUCCAAUGUCCAAGGGAAGCGGCUAUAUCUCACGGCGGCGUCAUACGAGAACCUACUCCAACACAUCGUCGAUCCCAACUCGCCGCCAAAGCCGUUCGGGCUCACGAAUAAGCCGCAGAAUCUCCUCCUCCUCAUGCCCCAUUCCUUGCCUGCGCGGUUUCAAGCCCUACCAAACCACGUGGAAGUUGCAAGUCGCUCGGGAAUCACGAAUUAUCCCCGUCAAGUCCAGUCGACACUUUCAAGAAAUAGAUAUACACCACAGCCUUCACCCCUACCUACUCACGAUCGUCUGCCGCCUCCUCAGCUACAGCCUCAAAGCAGCUUCACAUCGUCCACUCCUCCGCUGCCAGGCCCAUUAACCAAGCCUGUCAAGACACAGCAAGAUCGCAGCCUAUUAUCCUCAGCGGGAUACUACUAUUACCACCACCAGCAGUUCCAGUAUCGACAUCAACACCAGCGUGAACGACAGCCAUUGCUCCAGACAACGUUGACGCCACAUUCCACAACGCGAACGCAGGCAUCAGGUGAUUAUCCCUGCGCUCUCUCUAUCAUCGUGAUCCCGGCAUUGUUCGUUCUGGCGUACGUGAUUUAUCGCCUUGUAAAGAUAAUCCCAGGUCCGGAUAGUUGGUGA
Messenger RNA from Cladophialophora bantiana CBS 173.52, 1083 nucleotides. RefSeq lists its product as uncharacterized. NCBI's taxonomy places the organism in Eukaryota, Fungi, Ascomycota, Eurotiomycetes, Chaetothyriales, Herpotrichiellaceae. The record is from RefSeq and is a predicted model, not a curated record. The coding region runs from base 1 to 1083 and encodes 360 amino acids. The transcript is spliced from 2 exons.